Molecule: messenger RNA, 1035 nt
Organism: Papaver somniferum (opium poppy)
Lineage: Eukaryota; Viridiplantae; Streptophyta; Magnoliopsida; Ranunculales; Papaveraceae
Product: F-box protein At5g07610-like
Exons: 1
Coding region: 1-1035 (344 amino acids)
Source: RefSeq, a predicted model, not a curated record
AUGGGGGAUCAAGUUUUUUUCUUUCUUGAUGGAAGCAAAAAAAAUAACGCCAUCUUUAACACUUUCGUCCCCUAUGAGAAAUCCUUACCUUGCACUGGCCACAGGUAUCAAACUAUUCAAUCCUGCAAUGGCCUUAUAUGUUGUAGGACCGCCUACUGCAACCCAACUAAAUACAUACGCGACCCGUCCACAAACCUUUGCAAAUUAAUACCUCCACCUCCACCCACUUUCUACGUCUAUAAUCCAUCCACAAAGCAUUACAAAAUAUUACUACCGCCGCCAUCUAAAAAGUACGGUUUCAAAGAGGUUUCUAAUGUUAGUUUAGCUUUUGAUCCUCACAAAUCACCUCACUAUGAAGUUAUCGCCAUAUGGGGAGAUACAACUGACGGUGUUCAAGCGGAAAUCUACUCCUCUAAAUCAGAGUCUUGGAAGGAUUUGGGAAUAAUAAGUGUCUGCCGAAGAAAAUGUGGAUUAGAAGAUUGUGGUGUCUUCUGGAAUGGUGCUUUGCACUGGUUCAACAAGUAUUGUUCGUUAUAUUUUGAUAUCAGUCAAAAAUUACUAAAACAACUGCCAAAACCAGAUAAGCCUAAAGAGGAUCUAGGACACUACAAAAGUUGGGUUGUUUAUUUUGGAGAGUGCAAUGGGCAUAUGCAUCUGAUUAAAACGUAUAGAGUGGAUGUUCCUACAAGUCUCUACAUCUUGGAAUUGAGGAAAGAUUACUCAGCAUGGAAUGUCAAGUACAAGGUAAACAUAGAGCAUUUAACAGCUGCAUAUAAGACUGAGUUUGUAUUGAAUAUACACGACUGCUUUGAAGAAUUAGAUUUCUCAGUGUUGUUUGUCGAAGACAAUGAUGAUGAUAAUAGUGAGGAUGGUGAGUCGAAAACAUCCAACUUGGUGAUACACGUAAGCGAGCAUAUCAUCUUUUACGAUCUUAAGGAUAUGAGCUUCAAAGAAGUUAAAGACGUACACUUGAGAAAGAAGUAUCCCUGGCAUCGUCUAGCCACUCCGUUCAUAGAGUCACUGGCAUGCGUUUGA